Molecule: messenger RNA, 2958 nt
Organism: Penicillium paradoxum
Lineage: Eukaryota; Fungi; Ascomycota; Eurotiomycetes; Eurotiales; Aspergillaceae
Exons: 3
Coding region: 1-2958 (985 amino acids)
Source: RefSeq, a predicted model, not a curated record
AUGCCACGCUCCGCUGCGGCUAGGAAGAACCAGAGCAAUCGGCAGGAGAAUGGCGUUGUCGGUCCCGGCAAGAAAGUAACUAAGCAAAGGUCAAGCGGCCAUCUGAACGGCACCUCGGGCAACGGCUCUGCUACCGGUCCGGGCGCGUCUGCUCACCUCGAUCUAGCUUCGGUACGGUCUACGAGCGACACGGCCGUUGUAUCUCCGACAGCUUCCGGCAAAGGAGGGGAUACCACGAAGGUAGAUGGCAAUGUGCGUGGAAUGUUGAACGGACACAGCAAGGGUGCAGAAAUGGCAUGUGCGGAGGAAGUCGACGAUGUGUCCCAGAACGGGGGCAUGGCAGGCCAUGGUUCUCGCAAUGGAAACUCGAAACGCUCCGGAUCCAAUGCCUCGAUCAAUCCGCUCCAGCUCGCAUCCACCAUUCUGAAGUCGUGCCCCAUGUAUGACACCAUCGCCAUCUUGAUUUUUCUGCUGCAACUUCCGCCGAUGGUCUUGACUCUGGUUCAGUUCUUAUUCGCCUCAUUGACUUUCAUGCCUCCGAGUGGCGCCGCAGCCGGUUCCUUAUCGUCGAACUUUGAUAUCUUUCAGGGUCCGGCUGGAACGCCAUCUCUGGGGACUAUGAUUGCGAUGGAUGGGUUCUGCAUACUGCUCUGGGGCCUCUUUAUGUGGACAUGGGCACAGAACUUCGCCAUCGAUCUCGCUCAUGUCCAGGUUGCUAUCACCUUGGGUGGCGGGGGUUCCGGGAAGAACGGCGGGGUUAACGCUCUCUGUGUCGGAAUUGUUCUGCUUCUUCAUCUUGUUCGCAGCAAAGGCAUUCAAGACUUUGUUUUGGGUCAUCUUGUCUCUGCUAAACUACUCAGUCCCGAUAUCCUCUCUCAAUAUUCGCACCUGUUACCCGCCGAGUUCCGACGCUCCGAAGCACAAACUUCCCCAAGCUGGCUUCGCAGCCUUCUUGCGGUGCACAUCCUAGCACAAGCCGGAACCGCAAUGGCACGACGUUCGAUGGCCAAGAAUCGGUCACCGACACCGUUACGGGCUGGCAAGCGGGGUGAUACCGAGGCUUCUGCGGGGUCACAAGGACAAGCAGAUUCUGCUCUAGAAUCUGCUGCUAGUGUUUCGUCUUCUUUCGUUGGGCCUGACGGUCAAUUGAAGGACGGAAAGGAUCGUUUUACAUCAGCCAAGAAACGCAGACGGCAAGCCAAUCAAGUUCGGAGCCGUCAACCGUUCUGGGCUGCUCUCGCCAGUACAAAGGUCACGGUUAUGCGAGAAUAUGAACAUUCACGAGCUACUUCCAAGACGGCUCGCAAUAUCACAAUGACAGAGGAGGAUCUGCAAGGCGUUUCUCUCGACGAUGGAUUAGUAUGGAUUACGGAUGUGGACAGCUCCUCGAUCAAAUUUGCCGCGGGUGAAUUUACCGAUGACCCCGCUAUUUCCGGCUCCUUUGAAGCCGGGCGUUUAGAGGGGGACAUGGAACCGUUCUACGUCUGCGUCAACGGUGCGCUCUGGGCCACAGCUUCGAUCUGCAGGGUUUCGGAUGCCAAAGGGCCGAGUGUGGUUCAAUGGCGUGGUGAAAUCGCUGGACUUGCUCCUAAUUGCGCGUACACCUGUGCAUUUGUGCGAAGUGAUACCGAUGAGGAAAUCUGCGCCAUGAGUGUCAAGACUCCUAUAACAACUGACACAGAGCAAGUGGUCUCCGCAGUAUCAACACCCCCGCAGCCGACUUACCGUCCAUCAUCCCCCACAACGACGCUCAAGAACUCCAUCAGCAACGCGGAGUCCAAGCUAAACGAAAAGCGCAAUCGCUUGAAGAAGACGAAGAAUGACCACAAGGCUGUCAUUUCGAAAAUUCGGAAAGAACUAGAGAACUUCAACACUCGCCUCCACAGCGGAAAUGACGAGAAUCGGCAGAAGCAACGCUCACUUCAAUUGGAACGAAACAUUCGCCAAACCGAAGAAGCCACUGCGGCGCUCGAUGUACAGCUCGACACCAUGGAAAAGGUCCCUGAGGAGGAGAUGGAAGAAUGGACAGCGCAUAAGGCGGAUUUCGAACGUGAAGUGGAGCUUUUCAAUUCGACCAAGGAAGAGGUUUCUGCUGCUCGUACAGCUGCCGCUCAGCAGGUGGCAGCACUGGAGUCGGAACUGAAUCAGGCUAUCCAGAAGCGGGAACGACUCCAGGGUCGCCGUACCCGAGUGAACGAGCAGUAUGAGCGUAUCAUCUCAGCCAAUGCCCAAGGCUUGAAUGAGAGAGAACGCCGGGCCGCAGAACAAUUUGCCAGAGAGCAGGACCAAUCGAAGAUGGAGACCAACUUCCAUGAGCAAUUUGCGAGCAUCAGCCAAUCUGUUCAGGACUUCCAGUUACGCACAAGUCAACUCUGGCAGCAGGCAACUGCAAUCGAGCAGUCCAUUCAGCAACAGCAACAGCAGAUGCUCCUCGAGUCUGGUCCUCUCACUCCCGAAGGCAAUCUACCAGGCACUAACCCUUUCCCCGAGACCAGUGGUCCGUUAUUCAACGCGUCUACGACCAUUGCGCCUACUGCUCGAUCUUUGUUGGGUCUCAGCUUUCCCCCUGCGAGAUCUAGUCCACUGCAGAUCUCGUCUUCGCCAGUUCACGAAAUGCCGUCGAAUCCAACGAGCCCUUCGCAGGACCUACCCUUCCUCCCACAGUUUCCAACGUCUCCCAUCGGUAACGUGGGCUCAUACUUUGGGUCGGAAGUCAACCACCGGGACCGUUCGUUCUCAAAUCGCUCUACUCGCAGCCAAUUUGACUCUGAGUUCCUGGACACAGCCCGUCUGCCGCCUCUCCAGCUCGACCUAGCCGAAUUACUUGGUGAAACCAAACCUCGCUCUGGGUUUGACGGAAAUGGCUUUCUGCUUCAGGGUGGUCGCCCAAUUCUGAGUCCUUUCCAGCGAGCAUGCUCGAUCUCGACUUCCUGCUCGUCUUUCGAGAAAUGGUCUUAG